AUGAUUAGUCAGGCCUAUCGCAUGCCAGGGCGGAGGGUGCUCGUCCGCUUUGAGGGGGACACCUACUCCCACGAGCGAGUACUGCUGUGGCCGACCCACUUCGACGACUGGUACGAGAGCUGGGUGAUCCUCGCCGCCGAUGAUGAUUUGCAUAUCGAGCGUGUGCGAGAUUGGACCUGGAUCUACGACCUGACCGAGGGGUGGCCGCCAGGGCUGCGAGGCGGAGUCGUGAGGUUCAGGGCCCCGCUGACGGCGAACGAGGUGCUGGCACAGGUCCUCGUGGGCCGGGAUGAGGAGCCGGCCACCUUCCUGGACUGGCGCGGUCGCGAGCUGGUCGUCGAGGACAGCGUGCUGAGUGCUGUGCGACGGCGGCUGACCGACAAGGGGGUGAGCUCCGAGCUGCGGCUGGCCGAGGCGAGCGGCGACGAGCUCGCCACGCGGCCCGCGCUGGAGGCGCGGCGGACUGCGGCGCCGGGGGGGCUGGGGACGAGGCAGGCGCUCCGGCCCGCGUUCGAGGACGGCGUCUACGUGGUGGCGGAGGUGCGGGCCCCCAACGGCAUGCAGCUGGGCGACCCUGUCGUCGGAGGGCAAGCCGAGAGCCUGGGUGGCUGCCAGGCCGUGGUGCUGCUCGACGACGGCGCCCGCGUGCUGUUUCAGAGAGCGGCGGCGGACGACGUAGAGGAGUGGCGCCGGGCGGCGCGCGAGGCGGCGGGCAGGUGCAGCGCUCCGCAGCAGGUCGGGCGCGGCGCCGCGGGCCAGGCGGACGACCUGCGGGCGGAGUUCGCCGCAGCCGACGCCGGCGUCGACAAGGGCGACGCGCGGACCCUGUACGUCGAGUGGACAUCCGAGGGCGUCCGUUUCAAGACGUGGCGGAAGGCGGUGGGGGAGAGCACGCAGAUCACCAUGGAGCAGUGUUCUCCGUGGCGCAUGUGGUUGCUGUCCUUCUGCAGGGAGCACGGGAUCUCGCUGGCCACGCUGGUGCAGGCGCUGUGGCUGGCCGGGUCUUUGCCCAUGGGAUGGGCAUGGAGUCUCUACUACGCCCAUGAAGCAAACGCCAGGCAGAUGGAGCUGACCAAGGAGCUCUCCGGGGCCCAGCUUCUUCAGGACCGAGGGCCUCCCUUGGUGCUUCGAGGCGGCGAGGGCCCUGGCGGACAGGGGAAGUAUUGCUACGUGGGCAACCUGGGCGUGUUGGCGGACGACGAGGACUGCGUGCGGCAGGGGCUCACGGCGGUGACCGAGACCUUCGCGAACCAGGGGCUGACGGUCCACGAGACGGAGCCUGCCUGCCAGUGCGGCGUUGCGCUCGGCGUAGAGGUGGACGGGAAGUUGGGCCGCGCUCGGCCCACUGCCAAGAGGUUCUGGCGCGUGAGGGACUCCAUCCAGGAGCUGGUGCGCCGCGGGGCCUGCUCAGGGCAGGAGCUCGAGGUCCUGGUCGGGCACGUGACGUUCGUGGCCCUGAUUCGGCGGGAGCUGCUGUCCAUCCUGCACGCGACCUACAGGUGCGUGAAGAAGCAGUAUUUCACCAGGGCGCCGCUGUGGGAGAGCGUGAGACAGGAGCUCCUCGCGCUCAGCGGCGCGAUGGUGUUCUUGGGGGCGAAGUGGGACGACGAGUGGGCGCCGGGCGUCUACCAGACCGACGCGUCGCCGUGGGGGUUCGGCGUGGCGUACUCCCGGUGGCCGAAGGCGGCGGUCGCCGACGCUGGGCGGGUGCCCGAGCGGGCGCGGCUUCGCCUGGGCGCCGAGGCGGCGAGGAGCCACGCCUUUGCUGCCGCCGGGCUCGAGGAGCAGGAGGGCGGGAUGGCGCGGGCGAGGGCCGAGCCCGCCGACGCGGAGGUGCUGAGGUGGGAGCGUGACAUGACGUUCCCUGAGCUGCCAGCCCACUUCCUCCAUGGGUCCCUCUGGACCGCCGUGAUGGCCGACAAGUGGAGGUGCCGGGAGGGGAUCAUCCACCUGGAGGCCCGAGCCGUGCUGAAAGGGGUCGAGCGCCUGGCCCGCAGCCAGCACGGGCACGAUGCGCGGGCCCUGUUCGUGGGAGACAACCUGGCGCUGACCCUGGCGCUGGGCAUGUCCCGAUCCAGGGACUUCAAGCUGCUGACCCUCAUCAGGCGAGCUGGCUCGCUGGCCUUGGCUCGAGGCCUGCGACUGGUUUUCCGCUGGGUGUCUUCAGAGCUGAACAGCAGCGACAAGG
Molecule: messenger RNA, 2188 nt
Organism: Prorocentrum cordatum
Lineage: Eukaryota; Dinophyceae; Prorocentrales; Prorocentraceae
Source: the annotation of a GenBank genome assembly